GCCCAACUAGCAGCACUCGAAUAUCCGAUCCGGUUUGGUCCGUCCCAAUGUCAUUGGGUGCCCCUCCCUCCCGCUAGAGAGAGAGAGAGAGAUCGAGGUCGUCGAUUCGCAUUUUCGCCAUCGGAACUGAAACCCGACGCGGACACAAACACAAAGAGAGAGCGAGCUGUGAAAUUGCGCAGAUCUUGGUUUUGACUAUUGCCUGCAAAUCUUGGAAGAGCAGAUAUGCUGCCCACCGUCUCAAAAGGGCGUUCGUCCUCUAACUCUCGAGCCAACCCCGUGUUCCCUCACUAUCUCCGUAGAAUAGUCAAGUGGCAACAAAUGGAUAUCGAAUAUACUUUCUGGCAAAUGCUUCAUCUAUGUACCUCACCAAAAGUUGUCUAUCAGCACACUAAGUACCAUAAGCAAACAAAGAACCAAUGGGCACGCGAUGAUCCUGCUUUUGUUGUAAUCUGCAGUCUUCUUUUGGCAGUUGCAACUAUGGCUUAUUGUGCUGCGUAUGAUCAUAGUGCAGCACAUGCUGUUUUUGUAGUUAUUUCAGUAUUGCUGUUCCAUUUUAUAAUAACUGGUGCAAUUCUGGCUACAUGUUGUUGGCUCCUGACAAAUGCUUACCUUCGAGAAGAGGCUCCAAACAGUCAUGUGGUUGAGCAGCGGGUUGAAUGGCUGUAUGCAUUUGAUGUUCACUGCAACUCUUUCUUCCCAAUGUUUGUUAUGCUUUAUGGUAAUUGCUAUGCUAAUAUGUGCUCUGCUCUUGUGUUUUUACUGCAAUUCUCAUGCUUAAAUGUCACUGAUGUCUUUAAUGAUGUUGCAGUUAUACAUUACUUUCUAUCACCUCUCUUGGUAGCACAUGGUUUCAUUCCUGUUUUGCUAUCAAAUCUGCUUUUCAUGGUGGCGGCCUCCUAUUAUCAUUAUCUCAAUUUUUUAGGUUAUGAUGGUAAGUUAAAUUAUAUGCUCAGUAUUUUUUAUUUUCUUUUAAGAGUUGGCGGGGAAUAGUUGCGUCUAGUCGAUUGGACAGAGCAUUCCUGCACAUUCUUUGUAUCAUGAUGUGUGUUUUGCAGAGAUCUUAGUCAUAUAAGGAUUGUGUAGGCUUCAACCUUGCAAGUUGCCUUUUGUGUGGCUGAACCAUGUGGCACAAUGGCCAAAGCAGACAAUACUUGAACAGAGUUGGGCUGAGACUGUUACGGUUGGGUAUUAUAGCCACCUUGAGGGUAUUGUGUUGUGGAUGGAUCCCAUAUAAAAGUGUGGGUCACUCUAAAGAGAGUAUGGGAGAUACACAUGAGAGAAUAUGUCAUGAUUCCACAUUGGGUGUCUACUAGGGAGAUCUUGGUCAUAUGAGGAUGGAAUAGUCUUCAACUUUAUGAGGUGCCUUUUAUGGUUUAGACUUGAGGCCAAAUCGGCCAAAGCAGAGAAUACCUUAUUGGUGUUGGUUCAAGACUAUUAUGCUUUGCAUUGCAAACAUUUUAUGUUAACUUUGGUUCCUUGAGUGUAUGGGGUGGGCAUGACGUGAAUUGAAUAAUUGAAUAAAGAAACACACAUAUUUUUUUCCCCUGAAAGGUAACAAAAUCUGGUGACAAUUUGAUUCUAUUCCAUUCUCACAUACCUUUAUAGUUAGUCUUGUGAUGGGUUAUUAUCAGCAUUAUCUAUUUAUAUGAACCUACAUUUUUUCUUUUUGUUUAGUGCUAUUACUAUAUUUUGGGAGUAUGGUAAACUAGGUUCUUGUAAUUUUGUGGUUAUGAGCCUCAAAUGAGAGUAAUUUUCUUGUGAGUGAAAAUUACCUCAUGAGUUUAUCAAUCUUGUCAGUUAUCCUUGAAAAUUACCUCAUAAGUUUAUCAAUCUUGUUAGUUAGCCUUGAAAAUUACCUCAUAAGUUUAUCAAUCUUGUCAGUUAACGUGGCACUCAUAACUUUUCACAUUUGGUUUGUGUAAUGGAAUGGACCAAGAAUUGAUUAGUCAUAGUAGAGGGAUACAAGGGCUUACAAAAGAAAAUGUUAACCCACAACAUGGAAUAGAUAAUGGAUGACUUUCCAAAUUUUGCAAAUUUGGAGUUUCUAUUUAUAUUGUAUUUCAUGCUGGAUGGGCAAAUAAUACAAACUUUUACAUAGAAGCAUUUUUGUAAAUCAUUACAUCCUAUGCAAUUUUUAGUCUAUUCUUUGUCUAUUCCAUUAUGAUCCAGACGAAACUUGAAUGUAUUUGUUAGGGGAUUUCUUUUGAGAAGAGAAAAUUGUCUCAUUACAUAUCCUUUCUUGUGAAUCCUAUGUUCAGAGUGAAAUAAACCGAUAACUGGAACAUUUGAGUGGGAUUUUAUUCAUUUCUGAAAACUUGUUUGCUGGGAUAGAGUUCUAUAUCAGGAGCAACUGGUGACCACCGUUUUAUAAACAUCUCUACCUUAAUUUCAUGUAUUUAAUAAUCUCAUAAUAAAUUUACUGCUGCAGUAUUGCCUUUCUUGGAGAGGACAACUUUUUUCCUGUAUCCAAUUGGUGUUGUCAUCAUCCUUUCUCCCAUCUGUAAGUAUUACCUCUCAGACUGGUGUUCCCUAUUAUGUUUUAUCGUCUCUGAAAUUCAAAUUUCUCUUCCCCUUCUUUUCAGUCAUUCUGAGUGGCUUUAACCCUUCGAGAUACGUCAUGAACAUGUACUUCAGUCAGCGGUUAUGAUUUAACGAGGCAAACACUCUGGAUAGAUUUAUAUAAUGAGGUGGGGAAUUUAAAUUCACGCACCCGCAUGAACACAGGAAGGUUUUCAUGGAUGCUUUUUCUGGUUCUGGUUUUCGUAGAAAGGAAAGGAUCGCCCCAGAACGAGCAUCUGUAGCUUCCUAAAUAGGCAUUUUUCUGCUGUGACACAGUGAAGUUGGUGGUGGAAGGUGGUUCCUAUGGCUGGGGAUCUGUUGAGUGUAAUGAUUUUUGGCAUUAGUCAAAUUCCCUUUGUUUUUGUUCCUGGAAAUUAAAAGCUGUUGCUCCAUAGAAAAAGUGCUUUAUCUGCUGAUAUGCUAAUAUCAAACUUCAUUAAUUUCA
Malania oleifera is the source of this 3007-nucleotide messenger RNA. RefSeq lists its product as uncharacterized. The transcript has 7 exons. Lineage: Eukaryota; Viridiplantae; Streptophyta; Magnoliopsida; Santalales; Ximeniaceae. Bases 226 to 993 code for a protein of 255 amino acids. Gene Ontology annotation, cellular component: Golgi membrane. The record is from RefSeq and is a predicted model, not a curated record.